This is a messenger RNA of Paramecium sonneborni, 2222 nucleotides long. NCBI's taxonomy places the organism in Eukaryota, Ciliophora, Oligohymenophorea, Peniculida, Parameciidae. The record is from the annotation of a GenBank genome assembly.
AUUUUAUUUCAUAUGAUCAUAGAUUUUCUUGGAGGUACUAAUUCAUUUGAUGUAAAAAAUGAUUUAGUUGCUUUUGAAUAAGGAAACAGUUUACUAUUGCUUGAUACUACAAAUAACUCAAAAGUUUAAAUGCAUGGUCACGUGAAUUAGAUAAUAGCAAUCUGUUUUUGUGGAUAAAAUCUUAUAGCAUCUGUAAGUAUGGGAUUUAAGAAUCAUUUAUAAAUCUCUGAAUUUGAUACUUUUAAUCGAACAUUUGAUGAAUAUCUACCUGACACAGAUAAAAAGACUGUUCAAAUUUAUAUGGAGAAUAUUAAUAAUUAAUUGAUUCUAAUUGAAGUAAAUACAGGUCAUCGAAUACUUGUUUAUGAUAUUCAAUAAUAUAAAUUACUUUUUAUAACUGAUUUAGAUAAUCUAAAUCCUUGCUUUGGAUUUUCUUAUUUACCAUCAAAACCAAAAACGAAAAUCUGUUUAAUGUGUAAUGGAUAAGUAACAAUUUGGAACUUGGCAUAGAAUAAUGUUCAAAUUACAAAUAGAAUAACAUUAAGGAAUAUUAAACAUAUGGACACCAAUAAAUCUCUCAAUUUAAUCAUAUUAAUAUUAGUUACUGGAGAUUUAUAUAUAUUGAAUUCAGAUGGAGAUUUGAUUUCUUAAUUGAAAGCUCCAGAUUAAGAAUUUACUGCUUCAACUAGUUUUGAAUAAUAUUUAUAUUUAUCUACAAGAAGUGGUAAAAUAUUUAUAUAUGAAAUAUCAACUCUUAAAUUUGUAACAGAUAUUCAUGCAAAUGAUACUUGUUAUUGUAUUUAAUUAAAACAUUCAAAUUAACUUCUAGUUUUUGCUUUAAAUGAUUCCACCUUAGUUACUAUGGAUAUCAAUAAACGUAUAAUUUUAGAUUAAUAAAAUGGUCAUGGUGGUAGGAUUAAUUCAGUUUUAUGGGAUCCUAUUUAAAAUAAUUAAUUUUAUUCUUGUUCAAAUGAUGGUUCUUUUGGAGUUUGUAAUUCAAGAGGUGAUAAAUUUUCAAUGAAUAAAUAUUACAUCGGAUAAUUUUAAACUAAAAUAAAAUGCUGUGUUAUUGAUAAUUAUAGAGAUGAUAUCUACUUGGGUGAUAAUAAAGGAUAAUUAUUUGUUUUUUCUUUAAUUAAUGUAUAAUUUCGUAGAUAGAUUGCUCUAACUUAGAAUCUAGGUAUAAAAGAAAUGUAAUUCAGUCCAGCUUAUUAAUAUUUAGGAGUAGCCUUUAAAAAUGGAUUCACUAUAAUUUUAGAUUGUGAAAACUAAUUGAAACCUGUAUUAAAAUUGGAGGAUAAACUUGAAAAUAUCUCUUUUGUUGGAAUAAAGCUAUUUCAAUUAGAAUUUGAUCUUGUUAAAGUAAAUACUCAAGCAUAUUCAACAUCUUAUAUUCCAAGAAAUGAUAAGUCAUUUAACUCACUAACUAUUUAUAAUCAUAAUUCUGUAAGGAGACAUUAAAUUGAUAAAGCUAAUUCUUAAUUAUCAGCUUUAGCAUUAAAUAUAUAUACCAUUGAAGGUACUAUUUUUGGAUUUGAUUUACAUCCAUCAAAAGAUUAUAUUUUAAUUUUAUCAAAUUAUGGAUUUGUUUAUAUUUAUAGAAUAUAAAGUUCAGAGAAAAGAGCCAAAAUAACAGUUCCACCUUUUUCAAGACAUUUAAGGAUUGAUAAAUCAGGAUUAUAUUUUGCAAUAGCUCAUUUACCGUUAAUUAAUUAAUCAGAUAAAUAAAUAAUAGAAAUACCUUCAAUUGAAUUUUUAACUAAAAAUGCAAAAAUAAAUAAAAAAAUGUUACCUACAAAUAUUCGAAUAUAUGAAUGUGGAACUGGUUAAUUUGCUGAAUAAAUAAAUAGAAUAUUUAGUAUAACUUCAUUAGAUUUCUCUAAUGAUGGAUAAUAUUUAUUAGUAGGUGGAAAAAAGGGAAAGAUUUCUUUGUGGGGAUUAAGUGAAGAUUUAGUAUAAAGUGGUGAAGAUGUAAUAAAAGAGAUGAAACUGAAUCCUUUUUUUUGGAGAGACUUUUAAAUCUAUAUAGAUGAGGAAGAGAUCUAAGAAUAAGAUAUCUUAGAUUUAGAGUUAUUAGCAAAGAAACUACCAAAUAAGCCAAUUGUUUCAAGUUAAAAAUAUUAAUAAAUUGUUAAUCCACAUACAAUGUAUAAUAAUAAUAUAAAUAUUAUUUUAGAAUCUAAACACCUGGUAGUGUUAGUUCAAGAUAUGAAUUAUAUUGA